AUGUCGCUGUUUGCUGCUGCGAUCGUGGCACUGAAUUUCGUCUUCCUGGCCCAGCAUGUGACCAAGUAUGGCGGGCAAUUGAAAUCCUUGCUGGAGCCAGUCUGGGCCUUCCUCUGGGCCUUCCCCUUGCGGCGCAAAGAUGACCGACCUGCUCGGGCAGAAGUGGAGAAAGCUGUGUGGGAUGUGCGAGCACGCACCUAUCGGCAUGCGAUCCAAUUCUUGAUACAUCAGAAUGCCUUUGUGCUGAUUGGCAUGAGUUACAACCUUUAUCGAGAGCCUUCCUUUACACACGUGGCUCAACUAUGUAUACUGAUGGGUGUUUACCUGCAUGCGGUGUCCUGUGAGAAAAUGAACCUGAACGCGAAGAACCUCCGCUUUCUCUACGUCCUGUUCUACAGCGCCUUCAGCCUCUUCAUUAUCGCGAGUGUUUGGCAGAAGGACACUGAAGCGCGGGCGGUGAGCAAGCAGGUCUUCAACAUGAGCUCUCGCAUGAUCAUGUCGCUGAUUUUCAUCGACACUUGGACGACAGGUCCCGCACAGGUGGUCAUCUCCACCGCGGAGAUUUGGCAAUACUCCGUGCAGCAUGACAUCGCCGAUACCGUCCUAUUUGCCUGGGUCCAAAUCCUGGCAGGGUCGGGGAUCGUCGCGUUUUCCGUCAUCCUGGAGUAUUGGAUCACGUGUCACGUCUCUUCCUUGUUGGACACGGAGUCCAUCUUGUCGAGCUUCCGCCGCAUGCUUCGGGGCGUUUGUGAUGGGGAGGUGUUAUUGGCGGACGAUAUGACGAUCCGCGCGGAUGCGGAGUGUUUAAAGCAUUUGCUGAUGAAUUCGGGCAACUUCAAGGGCAAGAGCUUUGAAAAGCUCUUGCAGCCAGCGGAAGUGACUCGCUUUCGCGACUUUAUGAAACAGUCCCAGCGCGACGCGCUGCAACCGGACGAGCAAAGAACGCGGACUCCGCCGUGUUUGAGAAUCUCAUUGAGGGGCGCUUCAGACAUAAGAGUUGGUGUGGAUCUGUGGCACGUGCCGAUGUGCGGCAAAGACGGAGCCUUGCACCUCCUGGCACUUCGAGAGGAUGCCGAAGCCCAACGGGAACCUCCCCAAUGCGAAGAGCCACAUCCACGUCUUCCCGUCUCUCCACAGUCGAAUGCCGAAGCGGAUAGCCUUUCUGAGAGCAUGUCACAGAACUCUUCGGGUUCAUUGCUUCAAAGCUUUCCAGAGCUCUCAGACAUGACCCUUUGCGUGGACACCUCCAGCCGUUGGUUCGACGUGGAACAGGCACACCUGAGCUUCGUGCGUCAACCACAGUCCUCAGACAUGUCGAUGCCCUCCUUGCGCCGCCUGGUGCGUCCCACCGAUUGGGAGACGGUGCGGAGCAAGUUGAAGGAGGUCGCAGAAGGUGGCGAGUCGGAGACGCUGCGUCUGCGGCUACUGGACGAUGCCAAACGGUCGUUGAUUGCCCAAGUCCAAGUCUCUGCCUAUCGCCCGCCGCGAGGUAGUGAGGAUGGUGUGAAGCUUUGCUUGAACUUCACCGACUUGGUCUUCGAUGAAAAGGCACCGGGCAGCGCCCGGCACAGUCUGGGAUCCAUUGAGGAGUGA
This is a messenger RNA of Durusdinium trenchii, 1593 nucleotides long. Lineage: Eukaryota; Dinophyceae; Suessiales; Symbiodiniaceae. The record is from the annotation of a GenBank genome assembly.